Molecule: messenger RNA, 2325 nt
Organism: Annulohypoxylon truncatum
Lineage: Eukaryota; Fungi; Ascomycota; Sordariomycetes; Xylariales; Hypoxylaceae
Exons: 5
Coding region: 224-2038 (604 amino acids)
Source: RefSeq, a predicted model, not a curated record
CUCUCGACGAGGUCACUUAUGCUGCCUCAUUAACCAUUGCCAAUCCGGAAUUUCCAAACAGCUCAUCAACUAUCAAACUGAAUUUUAGGUCUAAAUCUUUUAUCGGCAACGUUGGGUUGUUCUAUCCGAUUACCUAAAUUCGUGCAGUAGCUUCCGAAGAAACGGAAGCCCAGUGCAAUUUAUGGCCUCGAAAUAACAUAGCCACUAGCAUCCUCCUAAUUUCAUGGAGGCUAUCGUCGACCCUAAACUUGCCAAGCCGACUAUCUCGCACUCAAUCGACCCUCGACAAACUUCCAUCAAGCAUGAGCUCGUAAUAAUACAGAAACUAGCACCGGUCUCGCCCGACAUGUCUCCCCGAAAAGUCCCUAUUACCUUGACGUAUCAAAAGAAUGGAACCGGCCCUCCCGUUUAUGUGGCGGGAUCAUUUUCAGAUCCGCCAUGGCAGCCGCAAGAGAUGGACGUCUCCAUCGACCAACACGGAACCCACAUAUUCACUAAAAAGGUCAUGGUUGAUGAUGGCACCGAAAUUCAGUACAAGUUUCGAAUAGGGUCAGGAGAUUGGUGGGUCCUGGAUGAUAACGCGGAUACAGUCGUUGAUGAGAUGGGAAACAUGAACAAUAUUCUUAGAGUUUCCAUCGACACUGCUCAAGAAGCCGAUACUAAGGCGCCAAAUCCCCGGAUCGAUUCGUUGAAAGGUUUGCCCACAAACAAUGGCGGGCAAGCCCCUAAUAUCGCGAAGACCGCCGCCGAGGUGGCUGAUACAGCACGUGUCAUAGAUGCUGGAACGCCCGAGCCGGAGAUAUCAGAUGCUGAAGCAGGCAGAAUUGGCAUCCGUCGUCUGUCCCACACGCCAAUCAACGAAGUUGCACAGACGGCUAUGGAAGUUUCCAAGACCGCUGCAACGCUGGAUGCGGAUCACAGUUGGCACUCGGACGACGAGACCGACGCUGAAGACGGCGAGUGCCCUGUUUUUUCGCACGAAUUCAUGGGACAGGCGUGUGACGCCAAGAACCGACGGGAAAGCAAGACUGCGUCGGACUUUGACGAUUCAGCUAUCGAUAUAGAGAACGUGGAUUUCGACGAUCCUCAAUUGGAGUCGUUCCCGUCCAACAAUCGCGACUCUAUUCUAGCUGCGGUACGACGCAUUUCGACUAGCGUAGACGCCGAUCGCACGAUUGUUGAGGGAAUCCCACCGUCAUCUGUUGUUCCGCUAUUCCAGCAGGCAAUUACUGCAGAAAAUCCACCGAAAGACCAACAAAAUCUGCAUCCCGACGAUGCCACGAGGCCGUCUGGUUUGGUUCAGUCUAGUACUAGAAGUUCUCUGGGCUCCAUAGCGGAAGACGACGAGUCCCACAACGACAACGCAGACGAGGAGCCGCAGGAAGAAAUGAGCCCAUUCGUCCAGCAUCCUGGACCAUCGUGGGGCGCUGGGUCGGAAUGUUCUGCUAGCGUAGAUUCCAACGACGAGGGCAUCGCUAUGAGCGUCGAAUCUAAGCGAAGGGGCAAAAAGCCCGAAGGCUGCUCUCCCCUGGAUUCUGCCCCAGUAUCUCCACCCAGCACUAAGGCUUUAGAGGUCGCGGACUCGAACUCCAACGAAUCCGCGUCCGCACCCGCGCCCGAAAACGACUUGAAUGCUCCGACUGGCGGAGAUGAUCCACCUGCCGCUAAGAAAGAAGCUUCAAAGAACAGUCCCACUAUUGUAGUACGUGGUACAUCCACUGACACUUAUGGGAGUGACAGCUCUAAUACAGCGAGCAUAAGCGAGGGAGAAGCCAAAUCGACGUCUAUCGAUCCUAGUAAUGAAACGGGCCUGCGAAAGCGAAUGGCCGACAAGCCAGUCGUGUCCUCGGCGUCCGCCCAGGAUACGGACCGGACCCCAAAUUGGCUCGACAUCUGCUUGCGAUUUGCACUCGUGAGAUGGAUCGGAGGUUUCGCCGGGUGGCUAUACCGUCGUAGAAACAGGGCGCUCAUGGCUGCCGGUACGGCUGUUAUCGUCGUUGGCGUCGGCUUGUUAUGGCAGAACCCCAUCAGCUUGUAAGGGACACAUGGACAUAAAAAACGUGGCGAGGCUGGCGGAGAUUGUUCGAGACAGGCUGAUUAAUAUUGGAUCUCCCUUCCUACAACCUAUGGUCUUAUCAACUGCCGCCGAAGGUAUAUCGGAUUAGAGCUUGGGUCGGUCCGUUUUGUAUAUUUUACCCAGGUAUCUAAUAUCAAAAUUGUGUGGAGUGGUCUAUUGUCCAUUAUAAUGACCUAGUGGUUGCAUAACGCAUAACACAUGUUUGCUGUGCCGGGCCGAGGUUAUCCUCACUCACUCGGUUCAUAAUC